Molecule: messenger RNA, 9259 nt
Organism: Plutella xylostella (diamondback moth)
Lineage: Eukaryota; Metazoa; Arthropoda; Insecta; Lepidoptera; Plutellidae
Gene: ACC
Product: acetyl-CoA carboxylase
Biological process (GO): fatty acid biosynthetic process
Cellular component (GO): mitochondrion
Molecular function (GO): acetyl-CoA carboxylase activity; ATP binding; metal ion binding
Source: RefSeq, a predicted model, not a curated record
AAAUAUAAAGCAAUCAAUUACAAACAAUACGUGUUAAGUAGAGUGCGCUACUUACAUUGACGACCGCUUAAUUUGGCCAUAUAAACAAGUUCGAUUCAAUGUUUACGGCUGAAUAGAAUGUUUUAAUUCCAAUUUUAAAUGACGAUAGUGGUCGUCUUGUAUGAAGUACGCUCGUAGCGGCGCGGGAAUAGUCGCUCGUCAAUAUUCGGGCGGGAAGACGUUCCAUUUUAGUUUUUUUUUCUUAUUAUUUAUUUAGCAUUUUUAAGUGGCUGUGAGUGUCGUGAUGUGUGGUUUUUUUUAAAAUUUAUACAUAAAGUUUUGAUGUUAACAAUUGCUUUUUUAAUAAGUGUUACGUUCUUCUGUUUUUAUUUGACUAAGUUUUUAUUUAAACGUCGUUCCGAAAAGGAACCUAAGAAAGGUGUCAUAAUGGCAGACCAGCAGGAAGGGCAGGAGCAGGUUCGCUGCUCGUCAAGUGAGAGCGAUAACUUUGAGAAAAUUGAUUCCGAUGAAGUGGACUCCCAGACCAACUUCACCGUGGGCGACUCCCCCGACGCGGACGACGAUGACUCCGGGCCCUCGCACGAGGGAGGCGACUCGUUCCCCAACGCGCCCCCGCCGAACAUCCGCCGCGUGCUGACGCAGGCCCAGCAGCUGGCGUUGGCGGAGAAGAGGAGCACUUUGAGGCCGUCCAUGUCCCAGGGCACGGUGGUGCACAGCCAGCGGUUCCAAGAGAAAGACUUCCAGGUGGCCACCCCGGAGGAGUUCGUGAGGCGGUUCCAGGGCACCAAGCAUAUUAACAAGGUGCUGAUAGCGAACAACGGCAUCGGCGCGGUAAAAUGCAUGCGCUCCAUCCGCCGCUGGUCCUACGAGAUGUUCAAGAACGAGCGCGCCGUGCGGUUCGUUGUUAUGGUGACUCCGGAGGACCUGAAAGCCAACGCCGAGUACAUAAAGAUGGCAGACCACUACGUGCCGGUGCCUGGAGGGUCCAACAACAACAACUACGCGAAUGUGGAGCUUAUUGUGGACAUCGCCGUCAGGACUCAAGUGCAGGCUGUCUGGGCCGGCUGGGGCCACGCCUCCGAGAACCCCAAGCUACCUGAACUACUCCACCGCGCCGGGGUCGUGUUCAUAGGACCCCCGGAGAAGGCCAUGUGGGCGCUCGGGGACAAGAUCGCCAGCUCCAUAGUGGCACAGACUGCUGAUAUACCGACGCUACCUUGGAGUGGGAGCGAGCUGAAGGCGGAGUACAACAGCAAGAAGAUCAAGAUCUCGUCGGAGCUGUUCGCGAAGGGCUGCGUCACCACGCCCGAGGAGGGGCUCGCCGCCGCGCAGAAAAUUGGGUUCCCUGUGAUGAUCAAGGCGUCAGAGGGUGGCGGCGGCAAGGGCAUCCGUAAAGUGGACAACCCUGACGACUUCAGCAGCAUGUUUAGACAGGUGCAAAGCGAGGUGCCCGGGUCCCCCAUAUUCGUGAUGAAGCUCGCCAAGUCGGCUCGUCACUUGGAGGUGCAGCUGUUGGCUGAUCAGUACGGUAACGCGAUAUCGCUGUUCGGGCGCGACUGCUCGAUCCAGCGCCGGCACCAGAAGAUCAUCGAGGAGGCGCCCGCCACCAUCGCCAAGCCCGACGUCUUCAUUGAGAUGGAGAAGGCGGCGGUCCGUCUAGCCAAGAUGGUGGGCUACGUGUCAGCCGGCACCGUCGAGUACCUCUACUCGCCAGAGACGAACAGCUACUACUUCCUGGAGCUGAACCCUCGCCUGCAGGUGGAGCACCCUUGCACGGAGAUGGUGGCCGAUGUGAACCUGCCGGCCGCGCAGCUGCAGAUCGCCAUGGGCCUGCCCCUCUACCACAUCAAAGACAUCCGUCUCCUGUACGGAGAGUCCCCGUGGGGCACCAGCUGCAUCGACCUGGACACGCCCGCGCAGCGCCCCUCGCCGUGGGGGCACGUCAUCGCGGCCCGGAUCACCUCCGAGAACCCGGACGAAGGUUUCAAGCCGUCAUCAGGCACAGUGCAAGAGCUGAACUUCCGUUCGUCCAAGAACGUGUGGGGUUACUUCAGCGUGGCGGCGUCGGGCGGACUGCACGAGUUCGCCGACUCGCAGUUCGGACACUGCUUCUCGUGGGGCGAGACCCGGGAGCAGGCUAGAGAAAACCUAGUAAUAGCUCUCAAGGAGCUCAGCAUCCGUGGAGACUUCCGAACCACCGUGGAGUACCUGAUCACGCUGCUGGAGACUCCCUCGUUCCAGAACAACGACAUCGACACCAGCUGGCUGGACGCGCUCAUUGCCGAGAGGGUUCAAUCGGAGAAACCAGACAUAAUGCUAGGCGUCGUAUGUGGCUCCAUCCUGAUCGCGGACAACAUCAUCACCUCCAACUUCCACGAGUUCAAGAGCGCGCUGGAGAAGGGGCAGAUCCAAGGCUCCUCAGCGCUCUCCAACUCAGUAGAAGUCGAGCUUAUCAACGGAGGCCACAAGUACAAGGUGCAAGCGACCAAGUCCGGCCCGACGUCGUACUUUGUGUCCAUGAACGGGAGUUUUAAGGAGUUGGAAGCGCAUAAGCUGACUGAUGGCGGCACCCUGCUCUCAGUGGACGGCGCGUCCUACACCACCUACCUUAAAGACGAAGUCGACAAAUACCGCAUCGUGAUCGGGAAUCAAACCGUGGUCUUCGACAAGGAGAAGGACCCGAGCAAGCUGCGCGCGCCCUCCGCCGGCAAGCUUGUCAACUUGUUGUUGGAUGAUAAGGGACAUGUGGAUAAGGGACAGCCUUAUGCGGAGAUCGAGGUAAUGAAGAUGGUGAUGACCCUCUCAGCUCCUGAAGCCGGUAUUGUGACGUGGACCCUGAGGCCUGGUGCUGUGCUGGACCCGGGCUCGCUUAUUGGUACCCUGGAACUGGACGACCCAUCUCUGGUGACCACAGCUCAACUAUACAAGGGCCAGUUCCCGAUAGAGGACAACCAGAUGCUGUCCGACAAGCUCAACUACCAGCACACCAAGUUCAAACAGAUAUUGGAGAGCACGCUCGGAGGCUACUGCCUCCCCGACCCGUACAACGCGCCGCGUUUACGAGAGAUCGUGGAGAAGUUCAUGCAGAGCCUGCGCGACCCCUCGCUGCCACUGCUGGAGCUACAGGAGGUCCUUUCCUCAGCGUCAGGCCGCAUCCCGAUCUCCGUGGAGAAGAAAGUACGCAAGUUGAUGGCGCUAUACGAGAGGAACAUCACCUCCGUGCUAGCACAGUUCCCCAGCCAGCAGAUAGCCAGCGUUAUUGACCACCACGCGGCAUCUCUACCCAAACGAGCCGAUCGUGACCAGUUCUUCAUGAGCACACAGGCUCUAGUCGUCCUUGUGCAGAGAUAUAGGAACGGCAUCCGUGGUCGCAUGAAGGCGGCGGUGCACGAUCUGUUGAAGCAGUACUACCAGGUGGAGAGCAACUUCCAAAUGGGUUCAUACGACAAGUGCGUGCAAGCGCUCCGUGACAAGUACAAGGACAACAUGCAGGAUGUGGUCAACAUCAUCUUCUCACACAACCAGGUGGCCAAGAAGAAUGUGCUGGUGACCCUCCUCAUAGACCACCUGUGGUCCAACGAGCCAGGUCUAACAGACGAAUUGGCCCACACGCUGAACGAGUUGACCUCGCUUCACCGCGCUGAGCAGAGCCGAGUCGCGCUCCGGGCGAGACAGGUCUUGAUAGCAGCCCACCAGCCAGCCUACGAGCUGCGCCAUAACCAGAUGGAGUCCAUCUUCCUGUCCGCGGUGGACAUGUACGGACACGACUUCCAUCCGGAGAACCUGCAGAAGCUGAUCCUGUCCGAGACCUCCAUCUUCGACAUACUGCACGACUUUUUCUACCACACUAACGCGGCGGUAUGCAACGCAGCCCUCGAGGUCUACGUGCGCCGCGCCUACACCUCGUACGACAUCACCACGCUCCAACACCUGGCGUUAUCAGGGGAGCUGGGGAUCGUUCACUUCCAGUUCAUACUGCCUACCGGACACCCCAACAGGAUCCCGAUCAACCAAUCGGAGAUCGAGUUGGCGUCGGCCGAGGACCAGGAGGGCGUGCCGGCCGAGCUGUCCACUGCCGCCAUGAGGAAGUGUCAUCACAGGACCGGUGUGCUAGCUGCCUUUGAGUCUUUCGAGCAGUUCGCGCAGUACGCCGACGAGUUGCUCGACCUGGUCCACGACUUCGCGAGCUCCGCUACUGUUAGGAAGGAGGACCUCCAAGCGCUACAGGAUGGCAGCGAGAACCGCGACAGCACCAGCCUGAGCAUGGGAGACUUCAAGCCCAGUACUGAAGCUGAUGAUGUGCCGCUGGAACCCAUCCACAUAGUGAUGGUGGGCGUGGGGUCCACGAGCGACGGCAACGACAGCGCGCUCGCGCGGCGCUUCGGAGCGUUCUGUCGAGCUCAUAGGGCGGAGUUACACAGGAGACGGAUUAGGAGGAUUACUUUUAUGUCUCUUGUUAAGCGUCAAUUCCCCAAGUUCUUCACCUUCCGAGCCCGAAACGACUUCACCGAAGACACGAUCUACCGGCACCUGGAACCAGCCUCCGCCUUCCAGCUGGAGCUGUUCCGCAUGAGGACCUACGACCUGGAGGCGCUGCCCACCAGCAACCAGAAGAUGCACCUGUACUUGGGCAAGGCUAAGGCGAAGAAGGGCCAAGAGGUGAAGGACUACCGCUUCUUCAUCCGCUCCAUCAUCCGGCACCAGGACCUCAUCACCAAGGAGGCCUCCUUCGAGUACCUGCAGAACGAGGGCGAGAGGGUGCUUCUAGAGGCGCUGGACGAGCUGGAAGUGGCUACUUUCAGCCGUAAGACCGACUGCAACCACAUCUUCCUCAACUUCGGGCCCACCGUCAUUAUGGACCCGGCCAAGAUCGCGGAGUCGGUGGUGAGCAUCGUGCUUCGCUACGGAGCUCGUCUGUUCAAGCUGAGGGUUCUGCAGGCGGAAAUACGGUUCACCAUCCGGAUCGGUCCCGGUGCACCCACAAAGAACAUCCGUCUCUGUCUCGCCAACGACUCGAGCUACUCUCUCGACGUCUACACGUAUGAGGAGGUCACCGACUCCAGGACUGGCGUGAUAAUGUUCCAAGCGUACGGCCCCAAGAAGGGCCCGAUGCACGGGCUGCCCAUCUCCACGCCCUACGUCACCAAGGACUACCUGCAACACAAGAGGUCUUUGGCGACGUCGCAAGGCACGACGUACGUGUACGACAUGCCGGACAUGUUCCGACAGAUGGUGGAGCGGCGCUGGCGCGAGUGCAUCGAACAAGGCACAGUGGACGGGCCGGCGCCAGAGAAUGUUCUAAGCAGCGUGGAGCUGGUCGCGGAGACAGACGGGGAGCGCCGCAUGUUCGAGGUCACCCGCCUGCCCGGCCAGAACACUGUGGGCAUGGUGGCAUGGCGCAUCACCAUGUACACGCCAGAAUGCCCCGACGGCCGAGACAUCGUGUUGAUAGCCAACGACCUGACCCACUACAUGGGGUCUUUUGGGCCUCAAGAAGACUGGUUGUAUUAUAGAGCGAGCCAGUACGCACGGGAGAGGAAGAUUCCUAGGAUCUACAUAAGCGUGAACUCGGGCGCCCGCAUCGGAGUCGCCGAAGAGGUGAAGAGCGAGUUCCAGGUGGCGUGGCUCGACCCGGCGCGCCCCGAGCGAGGCUUCAAGUACAUCUACCUGAGCCCCGAGGCAUACAGUCAGCUGUCCCCGAUGGGUUCUGUGAAGGCGGAGCUCAUCGAAGACGAGGGGGAGGCUCGCUACAAGAUCACCGACAUUAUUGGUAAAGAAGACGGCCUCGGCGUAGAAUGCCUGCGCGACGCCGGUCUCAUAGCCGGAGAGACAGCACAAGCCUAUGAGGACAUCGUCACGAUAUCGAUAGUUACUUGUCGCGCCAUCGGUAUCGGCUCUUAUGUUGUACGCCUCGGCCAUCGCGUGGUACAAGUGGAAUCCUCAUACAUCAUCCUGACAGGACACGCGGCUCUCAACAAGGUGCUAGGAAGAGCUGUGUACGCGAGCAACAACCAACUGGGUGGUGUACAGGUGAUGCACAACAACGGCGUGACGCACGCGGUGGCCACCACGGACCUGGACGCCGUCAGGACCGUCGUCAACUGGCUGCAGUUCGUGCCCAAGGACAAACUCUCAAUGGUGCCCAUAAUGCGAAGCGCGGACCCCAUCUCCCGUCCAGUAGAGUGGGUCCCCCCCCGCGCCCCCCACGACCCCCGCCUCAUGCUGACCGGGGAGCCCGGAAGGCCCGGGUUUGUGGACGCCGGCUCGUUCGACGAGAUCAUGAAGCCGUGGGCGCAGACUGUGAUUGCCGGUCGCGCGCGCCUCGGAGGCAUCCCCAUCGGCAUAAUAGCCGUAGAAACACGUACCGUGGAGCUGACGCAGCCGGCCGACCCCGCCAACCUGGACUCCGAGUGCAAGACCGUGCAGCAGGCUGGCCAGGUGUGGUUCCCGGACUCCGCCUACAAGACGUCGGAGGCCAUCAACGACUUCUCGCGCGAGGGGCUGCCCAUCAUCAUCUUCGCCAACUGGCGAGGCUUCAGCGGGGGGCAGAAGGACAUGUACGAACAAAUCCUCAAGUUCGGCGCGGAAAUAGUCCGUUCUCUCCGCGGCGCGCGCGCCCCCGUGUUAGUCUACAUACCCCCCGGCGCCGAGCUCAGAGGGGGGGCCUGGGCCGUGGUGGACCCCUCCGUGCAUAGUGCAAGGAUGGAGAUGUAUGCCGAUAAUGAUGCCAGAGGCGGAGUCCUGGAGCCGGAAGCCAUCGUGGUGGUGAAGUACAAGGAGAAGGACCUGCUGAAGACGAUGCACCGAAUGGACCAGGAGCUGAUGCGGCUCAGCGCCAGGAUCACCGAACUCAAGGAGCAAAUGAAGGUUAUCUCCAAGAACUUGGACCGAAGAGGGUCCAUUGACGACGUACUCAUCAAGACCGACGUCGGCAAACAAGCGGAGGCGAAAAUACGUGAGCUGGAAGCGGAACUCCUGGCUGCAGAGACUGCCAGGAAGACCAGGGAGAAGGAGCUCAGCCCCAUCUACAGAGAGGUGGCGGUCCACUUCGCUGAGCUACACGACACGGCCGAAAGAAUGUUGGAAAAGGGCUGCAUAUUCGACAUAAUCCCAUGGCGAGAGUCCCGCCGCCUCCUCCACUGGAGGCUCAAACGCCUUCUCCUCCAGAACGAGCAAGAGAGACUGGUGCAACGCACGCACGAGCCCGCCGGCAUGGACCAGGGCGCCGCCGCCGCCACGCUGCGCCGCUGGUUCACCGAGGACAUGGGCGAGACACAGUCGCACCAAUGGGAGCACGACAACGAGGCGGUCUGCGAUUGGCUGACGCGCGCCGCCGCCGACGAGGCGUCCGUGCUGAACCGCAACCUGCGCGCCAUCCGGGCUGACCACGUGCUGAAUACUGUCAACGAAUUGGUCAUGGAACUGACGCCGUCCCAGAGAAGCGAAUUUAUAAGGAAACUAUCAGCUCUCGACAUGUAACACACAGACAACUAGUUACAUAGAUACUACAUAAUGCGAGAAAAUAUACCAACUCUAUGUACAUCAGAGUUGUAUUUAUUUUUCAUAGAACCAAAAAAAAUAUGGGAAUUAUUUUCUGAAUAAUCGUAGAUCGAAUCACUAUUUAUUGGAUAAAAUUGUUAUGCAAUAAGUGAGUAUAUAAAUAAACUGUGCCUCGAGUGCGAGUUUUUUUACCUAUCGGGAAGUGAAAUCGAAAAUGUAUGGCGCGGAGCUAGUACAGCUACUUACCGCUAGGCGACGUGUCUCCCGCGCCAUACAAAUUUGCGUUUCGAUUUCACUUCUCGAUAGGUGAAAAAACUCGCACUCGAGGCCCUGUAAUCGAGAAUAUGAAACAGAAAAAUGAGCCGAUAGUUUAAACUUUUAAACUGUAUUUCAGUUAAAAUAUAUUGUUUUUCGAAUCGGUUUGUAAAAGGUUCUAAGAUAUCUGAAUAUCUUUAGAUUGUCCUACAUUUACUAAAAAGGUACCACAUACUAUUGUAUAGAUUUCUGUAAACGUACAAAACCUGUUGUAAAUUAAAACAUUCCUCAAUAUAUAGCUUCUGGGCAUGGAUAUGUACCUAUAUUUAUUUAGUAUAUAGCGAAUACCUUAGUUAAUAGCUUGCACCGGUCAUUAGAAAUACUGUUAUAUACUUAUUAUGUAGUAAAUAUGUGGGUUUAAUCUCAUGGCCGGUGCGGGUCGAAUAAUUAUUUAUUUAUAAUUUUUGGGGUCCACUGUAGUUAGGCUAUAUUAUAUUUUUAAUUAAAAACAUAAUUAUGUCACAAAAUGUAGCCAUUUUAACAUUAAAAGUCAGAUCUUUCGAUUUUCUUAUUUAUAUCAACGAAUAUGAAUUUAUGGGAGAGCCUUUUGUACAAUGAUGUCAUUUUAUUAUCAUUAUCAGUCCCGAAAUCAAUAUAAAUAUACCGUAGUUUGAAGUGACUACGAUGUUGGUAUGACAAAAUUGUAAUAAUAAGGACACUUGAUGAGUUUAUGUUGAUGAAAAUAGUUUCAUUUUAUUCAGUUAUUUAAAAAGCAAUGAGUGAUAAUGCAGGGUCUCGUAUAUCUGAAACAGUGUGGUUUGGGGAUAUGUUUGUAAAAAAGGGCAUUUUUUAUUAGUCUCAAAGACAAAAAAAACAUAUUAAUUAUUAUUUUAUUUUUAUAUUCGAAAUGCACAUACCAUGGCUCGCUUGAAUACUCCUUAUGUUUAUUUAGUAAUGAAUUUGCCAAAACUAUUUGUAUACUGCCUUUACGAAUAUUAAGUAUGUUUUCAUAAUGAGUUCCAUUUUAUUGUCAUGACAGAGUUUGCAAUGUCGGGUUUAGUUAAUGUAUUUAAUUAUUGCUCAAAUGUUGAUUUGUUUUUAUAAUUCUUAGGCCAUGCGUGUAUUUUUUAUUUAAAACAUGUCAUCCGACAAAUCUGAAAGAGGUUUUUCGGAUGGAACACAUCAAUGUCUAGAUUUUAUAAAAGAAUUACAUCCUAUGUCAAGAAUGCCGUUUUAAACCUAGCUCGAGUGGCUAACAUACUUUAGAAAGUAUAGCACAAAUGGUGCACUUCAAAAUCGACAUUUCUGACAAUGAACUCAACCAAAGUUUUAUCGUUUUUAUCUACUCUGUAUGUAUGUACAAUAGAACAGUAAAGUUGUAGCGAAUGUUAGUAAAAAUGGUUAAAAUGUGGUUUAUAAAGUAUGCUUGUAAUAAUGGUGUCUGUUGAUUUUUUAAUUAUUUAUUUUGUUUAAAAAUUAUGGAAAUAAACUGGCUGUUAAAAUA